This is a messenger RNA of Telopea speciosissima, 1159 nucleotides long. RefSeq names its product phytanoyl-CoA dioxygenase. The coding region runs from base 75 to 923 and encodes 282 amino acids. Lineage: Eukaryota; Viridiplantae; Streptophyta; Magnoliopsida; Proteales; Proteaceae. The transcript is spliced from 9 exons. The record is from RefSeq and is a predicted model, not a curated record. Gene Ontology annotation, molecular function: phytanoyl-CoA dioxygenase activity.
AUUUCCAAAAUCGAAUUCCCCGUUCCAGUUUUCCAACUCCAAACCUAGGCACCGAAUUCAUCACUGGUAAAGAGAUGGGGAUUGUUGGAAACCUUAAUCCAGAGCAACUUCAAGCCUUCCAUUCUCAAGGAUUUCUGGUUAUUGACUCGUUUUCGAGUCCUGAAGAAAUUGAUGGCAUGAGGAAGCAGAUGGACCAGUUGCUCGAUGAGUUCGACUGCUCCUCCGUCUCUAUUUUCUCUACCAAAAACCAGAAAAAGUUGACAGAUGAUUACUUUUACGAGAGCGCAGAGAAGAUUUCCUUCUUCUUCGAGGAGAAAGCAUUUGAUGAUGAUGGAAACUUGAAGCAGCCAAAGCAGCUCUCUAUUAACAAAGUUGGCCAUGCUUUACAUGAGAUCGACCCGGUAUUUUCCAAAUUCUGUCGCUCAGAGAAAACCUCAAAUUUGUUUGUAUCAUUGGGUUACAAGAGGCCAGUGAUCAUUCAAUCUAUGUACAUAUUUAAGCAACCGGGUAUUGGGGGAGAAGUAGUGCCACACCAGGAUAACUCAUUUCUUUAUACAGAUCCUCCUUCUUGCACUGGAUUGUGGUUAGCUCUGGAGGAUGCAACCAUUAUUAAUGGUUGCCUUUGGGCCAUUCCAGGAUCUCACAAGAAUGGCCUGGUGAGAAGGUUCUUUAGAAAUGAGGAGGGUGUUCACUUUGAUCGUCCAUCCCCAGCUUUUGAUCAGAAAGAUUUUGUAGCUCUUGAAGUGAAAGCUGGAUCAUUGGUGGUCAUCCAUGGUGACCUUAUACAUCAAAGUUUUGAGAAUCAAUCCCCAAAAUCGAGACAUGCUUUGAGCCUGCAUGUUGUUGAUACUGAAGGCUGCAAAUGGGCACCUGACAACUGGAUCAGAAGAAAAGUGGAACCAGAGCCCCUUUAUAUUUCUUGACUGGAGCUUGUUAGCAGUCUCUUGAAUGGUUUAUAUCUUCAAAAUGAUGGUAUCUGGAGGAAGGCAAAAUCAGAUGGACCUUUCCCUUACAGGAUUAUUAUGCAGUUCAAUUGCCUAGUUAUUACAUGGAUGUUCUCUUCGAGAGGUGUUGAUCUUGCAUCUGAAAAUGGAUUGUAUGAACUUAUUAUAUCCUUGAAUGCUAAAUCUUAGCUUUAGUGUAACUGUAUUUCUUUUCU